Molecule: messenger RNA, 996 nt
Organism: Trichogramma pretiosum
Lineage: Eukaryota; Metazoa; Arthropoda; Insecta; Hymenoptera; Trichogrammatidae
Exons: 5
Coding region: 1-996 (331 amino acids)
Cellular component (GO): extracellular region
Molecular function (GO): chitin binding
Source: RefSeq, a predicted model, not a curated record
AUGUACCGGCUGUACCUGCUACUGUGUACCGCCGCGCUGGCCGCGGGCCAAUACGACAACAUAGAGACUCGCUCGGUGGCGUUCAACGGCAAAGCGGCCAACAUCGGUCCGCUUUACAACUUCGCCAAUUCGGGAUACCGCGACACCAGCUACGAGGACAACGCCGUCACGCCGAGCCCGUCGCCCGCGCCCAUCUAUCGCAAUCCCAGCGCGCAACAGGUGUACAGAAAGCCGAGCAUCGAUGGAUCUCAAGAGUACCGGACACCGACUCCGAUCAGGAUAAACGCGAAUCCACGCGUGCAGAUACGCGGUGGACCCCAACAGUUUACCAAAAAUGGACCGCUGGAAGAAUUGGAGGAAGAAAAGGAAGAACCCGAUCGUCUGAGUCUUCUCUUGCCCCAGAGUAAAUUUGACUGCGUCGGAAAACAAACGGGAUACUACGCCGAUGAAGAGCUCAAUUGCGAAGUAUUCCAUUACUGCCAAGACAAUGCCAGGCACUCCUGGAUCUGCCCCGAAGGUUUCACUUUCCACCAGGUGCAUUUAAUCUGCAUGCCGCCCAACGGCGACAUAAACUGCAAAAAGAGCUCGCAGUAUCACUUCGUGAACGAGUACCUGUACAAGCCAUUGAACUUGGAGGAGGCCGAGAGCAAGCCCAACGUAACGAUAAGAUACAGCGAGAGAUAUUUCCCGGCCGACAUCUACACGGACGAGCGUGAAAGUUCAGAGUCUUACAGAACGCCGAGCCAGCAGAGACGGCCCAUCUACAUCAACACUCCUACUCAGCACGUCGCGCCCACCGCCAACAGCAUCCCCAACGUGGUGCGUCCCCAGUCGACCGCCUCGCCGCAGCAGUAUCGCUUCCCCAUCAAUCAGGUUUUCCGCAGCCCCGAGGAAGUUAAUAUUCCUCUGCAGCAGAGAAGACCCCAGCAGCUGUCGGCCGCGCAAAAUCUCAGAAGGUUUCCUCAAGUCAGACCCGACGAGGAAGAUUACGAGUAA